UAGUAAAUAGUGGAAAGGAUUAAAAGGAAAGAGAUAAAGGUUUUACAAAAACAAAAUGAUAAGCGAUAACUUAAAUUUAAAAUUCAAAUCAAAUGUAAUUAGGUGAUAAAAUGCUUAACUUAUCGGUAAAUACAAUCGGACAAGCAAAAGUCAACACUUGGCUGAUUACGUCCUAAUUCUAACCUUGCUUUGUCAUUUCAUUCCACAUUACAUUCAGCAGACAGUGAGUUUUGGCUGAUCUCAGGACUCAGAAUCUUUAAUUUUAUUUUGCCAAUCAGUUCAAAUAAAUAUGGGCUCGAAAAUUAACGGGUUUGCCAAAAAAAUGGCCAAUCAAUUGAAAUCCAAAGAGUUUCGAGAAUACUUGAUGAGCACGCACUUUUGGGGUCCAGUCGCCAAUUGGGGCAUACCUCUAGCAGCUAUAGCGGACUUCAAAAAGGACCCCAAGUUUAUCAGUGGCAAGAUGACAGUUGCCCUUUGCCUAUACUCUGCGAUGUUCAUGAGAUUCGCCUGGAAAGUCCAACCUAGAAACAUGCUUUUGUUCGCCUGCCAUUUUACUAAUGAGGGCGCCCAAUUAGUGCAACUAACUAGAUUUGUUCAGUUCAAUUAUUUUGAAAAAAAAGAUGUGCAGAGCUAGUAGAACUGUUGAAAUUUGUUAGUAGAACAGGUAAAGGUUAUUGGAUCUGUAGGUAAUUUUAUAUUAUAUUUUAUACAAUUUUACUAAAAAUUUAUACUUGUAAAUAUAUGGUUUUUAUGGUCAAAUACUGUCACAUGGACAUAGAUACUGAAAACAAAUGAGAAUAGGCAAAUAUUACUAUUUGUCCUAUGUAUUUGAAUAUUUCUUUUUACUUUAUUAUUUUUUUAGCUUUAGGCAAGAUGUUCAAAUGUUUGUUUUGGAAAGUAAUUAUUAUUAUUGCUUUUCAUUCCAAGUACAUGCUUAUAUAAUUUUUUUUUAUUUAAUUGUUAUCUUUACUAAAAACAGUACAGAGUACAGAGAAAAGUUUUCUCAAUGGGCUAAAAAAUGUUACCUUAUUAUAUACCUCAAUUAUAUACAUGUUUUUGUGCAAUUUCAAGUUUGUAAUGUGUUUCUCAACUUGAUUGGAUUAUUUAUUAUGUGCAAUAUUUAUCAUUAUUAGAAUAAUGUAAAUAAAUGUAUAGGAAAUAUUUAUUUUAUAUAUUGGGCACAAGAAAUUUCUUACCAUACAAAAACAACCUACCACUAUAAAUAAUUUAAUUUUUUUAUGUAUAAAUCAUAUUAUGUAUUUGUAUAUAAUUUCAAGGGUAAGUUACCCAAAGUAGAUUUUAUUAAAUUAAUAUUUUAAACAAGAAAAGCUUGUUAUCAUAAUGUAUCUGCAUUUAAAAACUCUUUUCUUAUUAUAAAUUUUUAAAAUUAUUGUUUUAAAAGUAGUAAGUAGUAGAAAUUUUUACUCGAGCACAUUUAGGCUAGAUUCUUCACUUUUUAAAUCAAAUAUACAUUGUAAUUUAGUGAGAUUUUGAUCUACCUAACAAUAUGCUCAAAUAUAUACUGUGUUAGAGUAUACAAUUGAAAUCAGGGGACAUUAGUAGUUUUUAGUCAGUCAACAAAUCUUUGUUCCUUAUUGUAAAGAAUCUUGAAAUAAUGUAGUUCAGGAGUCCCUUAUUGGACCAAAGCCAAAAUAAUUUUAGAAAAAAAAAGAUUGGUGUUUUAAACAAUCACUUCCACUAUUUUUUAGUUAUUAUUUCAUUGUUGUUUAUUAAUAAAUACAUAUUUUAUUUAA
This is a messenger RNA of Ceutorhynchus assimilis (cabbage seed weevil), 1754 nucleotides long. The record is from the annotation of a GenBank genome assembly. Lineage: Eukaryota; Metazoa; Arthropoda; Insecta; Coleoptera; Curculionidae.